GGUACAUCGCUGGCGCCCGACUAUGUUCUCAUGAUGAAGCGCAGACUGGAUGAUCCAGAGGCAGCUGCCUACCCACCCCAGCCUCGCCGAAUCACUGAACCAUUUGCCCACCAACACCGUGUACUUGCUCCUGCUCCUCCGGCUUAUGAACCGCAGUCUGACAGCAUGCAGCCCACAACGGGCAUCCAAUACUCCGUGACACCAGGAUAUCAGGUGUCAGCAGUGCCUCAAAGCUCCGGUAGCCAUGGGCAAGCAGCUCUUGCAGCUGUACAUGGAGCCCACCACCACAACACACCUGUCCCGGGCCAUGGAGGUCCUGGGGUGCAGAGUCAUGCACAUUCAACACCUCCAGCUGCACCUGCUCAGGGGCAACAAUUUCAGAGACUGAAGGUGGAGGAUGCACUUUCUUAUCUUGAUCAGGUGAAAUUGCAGUUUGGCAGCCAGCCCCAGGUGUACAAUGAUUUCCUUGACAUUAUGAAGGAGUUCAAAUCCCAAAGCAUUGACACUCCAGGAGUCAUCAGUCGGGUUUCUCAGCUCUUCAAAGGUCAUCCUGACCUGAUCAUGGGUUUUAACACCUUUCUACCGCCAGGAUAUAAAAUUGAAGUGCAAACAAAUGACCUGGUAAACGUCACCACACCUGGACAGGUCCAUCAGAUCACGACUCAUGGGUUGCAGCCUCCUGUCCCACCAGUUCCCCCACCUUCACAACCGUCCACCCAGGCAGCUCCCCCUCCAGUUCACCCAACUCCACCACCAGCUCCAGCCAAGAUCAACAAGCCCGUGCCUUCUCAGGCACAUACACCAACCAGCCAACAGAGCACACCAAUCCAGUACCCAUCUCCCCGUUCUCCACCAGCACAGCCACAUACACCAGGACCACUGGCACAUGCCACUCCCACAGCAACUGCAGCCACACCUACAAUGCAAAACAACCAGCCUGUUGAAUUCAAUCAUGCCAUUAAUUAUGUGAACAAAAUAAAAAAUCGUUUUCAAGGCCAGCCUGACAUUUACAAGGCUUUCUUGGAGAUCCUGCAUACCUACCAGAAGGAGCAGCGUAAUGCGAAGGAAGCAGGAGGAAAUUAUACCCCAGCCCUCACUGAACAGGAGGUGUAUGCCCAGGUUGCUCGGCUUUUCAAGAACCAGGAAGACUUACUGUCAGAAUUUGGACAGUUCCUGCCAGAUGCCAACAGUUCUGUGCUGCUGAGUAAAACCACAGCAGAAAAAGUGGAAUCGGUGAGGAAUGACCAUGGAGGUACUGUGAAAAAGCCUCAAAUGAACAACAAACAGCAGAGACCCAACCAAAAUGGAUGUCAGAUACGUCGGCACUCUGGAUCUGGGGCCACGCCCCCUAUAAAAAAGAAACCCAAAAUACUUAUCCCGAAAGAUCAGUCCUUGACAGAUGCAAACAAGCACGGAGCAGGGGCAGAAUCACAGUUUUUUGAUAAGGUCGUAAAGCUCUCAGAAGUGCAGAGGCCUAUGAUAAUUUCCUGCGGUGUCUGGUGAUCUUCAAUCAGGAGGUUAUAUCUCGGUCAGAGCUGGUGCAGUUAGUUUCUCCUUUUCUUGCGAAAUUUCCUGAGUUGUUCACCUGGUUUAAAAACUUCUUGGGUUACAAGGAGUCCUCACACCUGGAAAGCUUCCCAAAAGAGCGUAAUACAGAAGGGAUUGCUAUGGAGAUUGACUAUGCGUCAUGCAAACGCUUGGGCUCUAGCUACAGAGCGCUGCCUAAAAGCUUCCAACAGCCCAAGUGUACGGGACGAACGCCGCUCUGCAAAGAGGUCCUGAAUGACACAUGGGUUUCCUUUCCCUCUUGGUCAGAAGACUCCACCUUUGUUAGUUCUAAAAAAACACAGUAUGAGGAGCACAUUUACCGCUGUGAGGAUGAGCGGUUUGAGCUGGAUGUUGUAUUGGAAACCAAUCUGGCUACUAUACGAGUACUAGAGGCCAUUCAGAAGAAGCUUUCACGGUUAUCUGCGGAGGACCAGGCUAAGUUUCGGUUGGACAACACUCUAGGAGGAACAUCUGAAGUUAUUCACCGGAAAGCUCUUCAAAGGAUAUAUGCUGACAAGGCUGCUGACAUUAUAGAUGGUCUUAAAAAAAACCCAGCUGUUGCCGUCCCAAUUGUAUUAAAGAGGUUGAAAAUGAAGGAAGAGGAAUGGAGGGAAGCACAAAGAGGCUUCAAUAAGAUAUGGAGGGAGCAAAAUGAAAAGUACUACCUGAAAUCUCUAGACCACCAGGGUAUAAAAACUAUAAACAGACUGACACAAAGGUUCUCCGCUCGAAGAGUCUGCUAAAUGAAAUUGAAAGUAUCUAUGAUGAGCGACAAGAGCAAGCAUCAGAAGACAAUUCUGGAGUCCCCUCAGGACCUCACCUCACAUUGAUCUACGAGGACAAACAGAUACUGGAAGAUGCAGCUUCUCUUAUCAUCCACCAUGUGAAACGACAGACUAGUAUUCAGAAGGAAGACAAAUAUAAGAUCAAACAGAUCGUUUACCAUUUCAUCCCAGACCUGCUCUUUGCCCAGCGAGGAGAGCUGUCUGAUGUUGAGGAGGAAGAAGAGGAACAGACAGAUGAAACAGAGGAUGGGGUUACCAAGAAACACAAUGGGGUUGGGGGAGGCGGGGGCAAUAGCCCACCAAAACCCAAGCUGAUGUUUGGAAACACCGCAGCGCAGAAGUUUAGGGGCAUGGAAGACGCUUACAACUUGUUUUAUGUUAACAACAACUGGUACAUCUUUCUGCGUCUGCACCAGAUACUCUGCUCCCGGCUCCUGCGCAUUUAUAACCAAGCGGAAAAACAGGUGGAAGAGGAAAUGAGGGAACGGGAAUGGGAAAGAGAGGUACUUGGGCUGAAGAGGGACAAGAAUGACAGUCCAGCCAUACAGUUGAGACUGAAAGAGCCAAUGGAUAUAGAGGCUGUGGAUUAUUACCCAGCAUUCCUAGACAUGGUUCGGAACCUGCUGGACGGGAAUAUGGAUUCGAACCAGUAUGAAGACUCCCUGCGGGAGAUGUUUACCAUCCAUGCCUUCAUUGCCUUUACUAUGGAUAAACUGAUCCAGAGCAUAGUCAGGCAGCUCCAGCACAUAGUCAGUGAUGAAAUCUGUGUCCAAGUGACUGAUCUCUACCUCUCUGAGAGCAACUGCAAUUCCACUGGGGGUCUCCUGGCUACCCAAGCAUCACGCAGCCUGAAUGAAGCCAACUACCAGCGAAAGUCUGAACAGCUGAUGUCCGAUGAGAACUGCUUCAAGUUGGUGUUCACCCAGAGUUGUGGCCAGGUCCAAUUAACAAUUGAAUUGCUGGACACUGAGGAAGAAAACUCAGAUGACCCAGCGGAGACCGAGGUAAGCCCGACUCGCGCCUGA
Molecule: messenger RNA, 3358 nt
Organism: Staurois parvus
Lineage: Eukaryota; Metazoa; Chordata; Amphibia; Anura; Ranidae
Source: the annotation of a GenBank genome assembly